Messenger RNA from Dictyostelium purpureum, 432 nucleotides. RefSeq lists its product as uncharacterized. The coding region runs from base 1 to 432 and encodes 143 amino acids. The record is from RefSeq and is a predicted model, not a curated record. The transcript has a single exon. Lineage: Eukaryota; Evosea; Eumycetozoa; Dictyosteliales; Dictyosteliaceae.
AUGCAACCACUUAUUACUACUCGUGAAGGCCAAGUAAGAUUUAGAAAUGGGCUAAUUGAACAUUACGGAUGCUUUUGCUUUGUAACCAACUCUGCUUUAGCUGUCGAGGCUGCACAUGUUAAACCAUAUCGUUUAGAAAGAGAUAAUGGAUUGGAUAAUGGUGUCCUUUUAGCUUCUGAUUGGCAUUUUUUGUUUGAUUCCCAUGAUUGGACUAUAGUAGUAAACGAUAUUCAAAAUCAAAGAUUCUUCCGUGUUGUUUUGGGAAAUAGAAUGUUAAUAGAACCAAGAUACCACUCUUAUAACAAUAGAUAUUUGGGAGCUGAAAAUAGAAGUAUCUUUUCCCAAUUAUCAAACGAAUAUGGUUUAAAUCCCGAUAACUUUUUUGAACACAAUCAAAAUUUUAGAGCAAAAAAUCCUAAUAUUCCUUUAUAA